UCCAUCCCUUUGGACUCCAGCAGAGCAAGCACUUGAUCUGCUUUGCUGGCUACUGUAUUUCCAGAACCCAGCACAGAGCCUGGCAAAAGGCAGAGCCUCAGGAGAUGUUUAUUGGACAAAUAUAUCUCUCACACAAAGCUUUCUGCAGAUGAUGAGUGGAACCUGCAGCAGGAGAGGAUACACAAGACGCACCGGGGCCAUGAGUCCAUGCACGUGGAGAUGAUCUUGAUCUUCCUCUGCACCCUGGUCAUCGCCCAGAUAGUGCUGGUACAGUGGAGACAAAGGCAUGGCCGGUCCUACAACCUGGUGACACUGUUGCAGAUGUGGGUUGUCCCUCUCUACUUCACGAUAAAACUCUACUGGUGGCGGUUUCUGUCUCUGUGGGGAAUGUUCUCGGUUAUUACCAGUUACAUCCUCUUCAGAGCUACCCGAAAACCCCUCUCGGGGAGAACACCACGAUUGGUCUACAAAUGGUUUCUUCUAAUCUACAAACUCAGCUAUGCAUUUGGUGUUGUGGGUUAUUUGGCUAUCAUUUUUACAAUGUGUGGAUUCAAUUUACUUUUCAGAAUCAAGGCCAGAGAUUCCAUGGAUUUUGGUAUCAUAUCCUUAUUCUAUGGCCUCUACUAUGGUGUGAUGGGGAGAGAUUUUGCAGAGAUCUGUUCAGAUUACAUGGCUUCUACAAUAGGGUUCUACAGCGUCAGUGGGAUGCCCACAAGGAGCUUGUCAGACAAUAUCUGCGCCGUCUGUGGCCAGAAGAUCAUUGUGGAGCUUGAUGAAGAAGGGCUCAUUGAAAACACCUACCAGCUCUCCUGCAAUCAUGUCUUUCACGAAUUCUGCAUCCGAGGCUGGUGUAUAGUUGGUAAAAAGCAGACUUGCCCUUACUGCAAAGAGAAGGUUGAUUUGAGGAGGAUGAUCAGUAACCCCUGGGAGCGCACACACUUUCUCUAUGGACAAAUCCUUGAUUGGCUUCGUUAUUUGGUGGCCUGGCAACCCGUGGUGAUUGGAAUAGUUCAAGGCAUUAAUUACUCCCUAGGACUGGAAUAGUACAGCACACCUACUCCAGAGACAGCUUGCGGCAUGUUGAAAUAUUCUUAAAUCCUUGAUCCUAUCUUUAUUAUUGAUACUCCUUUUUCAAUUUCAGAGAUGAGCCCAAGAGUUUAGAGAAAUGAAUAAAAGGGCCCUCCAAAAGGCAAUCUGUCUAUGUGGAAAGAAUUUAAAAGAGAAGCUGAAUGUCAAAAGUUCAGAGGAAAACAGAAGUAAAGCCAAUGAAUCAAUAAAGUAGUCAUCAGUAAAAGUUUAUUGUGCACACAGCAAAAAGAUCGUUUGCAAACCAGGGCACUCAGACCAAAACACAGAACGAAGCUCAGGGGUAUAUGUGAGGCAACAGCUUACAUAGUGCGGAGAC
Messenger RNA from Lontra canadensis (Northern American river otter), 1405 nucleotides. RefSeq names its product ring finger protein 175 (gene RNF175). Gene Ontology annotation, molecular function: metal ion binding; ubiquitin protein ligase activity. NCBI's taxonomy places the organism in Eukaryota, Metazoa, Chordata, Mammalia, Carnivora, Mustelidae. Bases 208 to 1044 code for a protein of 278 amino acids. The transcript is spliced from 9 exons. Gene Ontology annotation, cellular component: Golgi membrane; endoplasmic reticulum membrane. The record is from RefSeq and is a predicted model, not a curated record.